Octodon degus (degu) is the source of this 1133-nucleotide messenger RNA. Its product is annotated as galectin-9-like. Gene Ontology annotation, molecular function: galactoside binding; carbohydrate binding. The coding region runs from base 259 to 681 and encodes 140 amino acids. Gene Ontology annotation, biological process: positive regulation of gene expression; negative regulation of CD4-positive, alpha-beta T cell proliferation; negative regulation of type II interferon production. NCBI's taxonomy places the organism in Eukaryota, Metazoa, Chordata, Mammalia, Rodentia, Octodontidae. The record is from RefSeq and is a predicted model, not a curated record. Gene Ontology annotation, cellular component: nucleus; cytosol. The transcript is spliced from 4 exons.
CCCAAAUAUGUUGAUAAUCUGCCUUCUACUUCUGUAAAUUGGCUUAAUGAUGACAAGAUGGACCUACCUCCAAGCCCUACCCACCACCACCACCCCAGCUCUUAUCUUUCUCUUCACACCCAGUCCGUUUGCUUUCAGUCUUUCCUCCCUUGAAGAGCUGCCAAAUGUGUUGGUAUAUCUUUCCUUGUAACAUCCAGUUUGAACGGAGACAGCUGUGCUGGUGUGAAAGGCAGUAGAGGCCACACGGGUAGAUUAGAGAUGGAACUCUACAGUGUGGCACUCCAGGUCCCUCACCAUAUAUCCAUCCAUGGUGGGCUGCACCCAUCCAGGGUCAUCACCGUGUCUGGCACUGUCCCAGAAAAUGCUCAAAGGUUCCACAUCAACCUGUGCACAGAGCGAGACAUCGCCUUCCACUUCAACCCUCGAUUUGAUCAAAACUCUGUGGUUUGCAACACUCAGAUCCAGGGCAUCUGGGGGACAGAGGAGCGAAAACUGCCCGUCAACAUGCCCUUCAGACGUGGACAAAGCUUCACGGUGGCGAUCACAUGUGAAGCUGACCACUACAGUGUGAGCGUGGAUGACCAACACCUGCUGGACUACACUCACCGCCUGCCAGAACUGCAGACCAUUGUUCACUUGGAGAUGGGGGGCGAUUUUGAGCUUUCUAAAGUGAGUGUCUAGGUGGCCUCCCUGGCUGGUGUACUGCUGUGUGCAUCUUGUCCCACUGCUCUUCCUUGCCCUGCAACAGCCUCUGGAGCCCUAGCCUCUGAGCACAGGCUGCCUCUCCCUGUAACAGCAGGCAAAGCCCAGCUCUACUCUUCCAUAGUAGGGCUCCUGAGCCUACUGAGCCCCCUGCAAGGCCCACGCUGCAUGCAGUUCUCAAUAGCCCUCCCACCCUCUGUGCAAUGCCUCUUGGGUCCCAGGCCACAGCUGUGCACUGCAGUGAUGAGGGGACCUGCACAGACUCCCCAACCCAAGCCUGUGACCUUAGCCUCUCUCCUUGGCUUAGCACCCUGCUGCCUCCCAACCCCUCUGGGAAGGCUGCUUGGAGACAUCCCGCUGACUUCUCCCAGCCCACCAGAACUUUCUCAGAGAAGGCUCCUCCCUUUCCUGACAAACUUAAAAUAAAGAGA